CCAACAAGAAACAAAAUCUUUAUUUCAACUCGAGGUUUCCUUCAAAGAAGAGUUUCAUUUCCAUUUCAUUUCCCAUCUUCCUGUUCCUCGUAAGGGUUUAAGAUGUCUUGUCGUGAUGAGCACGAUGACCAUGGUGGCCAUGGCCAUGACCACCAUCACGAACACGAACAUGACCAUACAGAUGACAUCACACCAGCUCUACAGUUCAGCUUAUUUCAACAUAUCAACUUCGACGGGGUCGUCACCAUGAACGAGGCAGAACAAGACUCUGGAAAAGCUGUACUAAAGAAGACGUGGGCUGAACGUUUAGAGCCGGAGCCUGAACUCGAGAGCGAUGCGGAUGAGCAGAUCCUUAUGACAGUCCCGUUCACGGGGCAAGUCAAACUACAUUCCAUCCUCCUCCGCACAUCCCCAUCACUCAGCGCGCCACGCAAUCUCAAACUCUUCAUCAACCGCGACGACAUGGACUUCGGUACCGCGGAGGAGCUCCCGCCAACCCAAAUCCUAGAGCUAUCCCAGACCUCUGACGUGCAAGAGUUGCCCGUGCGUCGCGCGCUGUUCAGCAAGGUACGGCAUCUAUCGCUAUUUUUCGAAGACAACUUCGGGGAUGGCGAUGAAGAAACUACGAGGAUUAGUUAUAUCGGGUUCAAGGGCGAGUGGAUGCAGCUCGGGCGGGCGCCGUCGCAGAUAUUGUACGAGGCGGCGCCGAACCCGAAUGAUCACGCGGUGAAGGGAGCGGAUGUGCAUCGCAUGGGCGAUGUUAUGAAGCGAGGGUCUUAAGGGUUUCGGUAGGUAACGAAGGAAGGUUUAAGUAAAUGGGUAGGUGUGGUCAAAACGGGGUUAUCAAGUAGACAUUUCAGUUCGGCUAGCAGGGCCUAUUGGCAUCGACAUGUCAUCGCGAGGUCUUGUAUUGUUUUCUCAUAUGGCAGUUCAUGUUGUCACA
Annulohypoxylon maeteangense is the source of this 943-nucleotide messenger RNA. Its product is annotated as PITH domain-containing protein. NCBI's taxonomy places the organism in Eukaryota, Fungi, Ascomycota, Sordariomycetes, Xylariales, Hypoxylaceae. The record is from RefSeq and is a predicted model, not a curated record. Bases 103 to 780 code for a protein of 225 amino acids. The transcript has 2 exons. Gene Ontology annotation, cellular component: nucleus.